Molecule: messenger RNA, 687 nt
Organism: Gossypium arboreum
Lineage: Eukaryota; Viridiplantae; Streptophyta; Magnoliopsida; Malvales; Malvaceae
Product: calmodulin-like protein 30
Exons: 1
Coding region: 1-555 (184 amino acids)
Molecular function (GO): calcium ion binding
Source: RefSeq, a predicted model, not a curated record
AUGUCAAACGUUGGCUUUCUUGAAUUCCAAUACAAGCUUUCGCAAAACAAGUUCUUGCAGAAACCGUCGCGCUUGUUUUCCAGGGACAGGCAAAACUCUGGGUUAUUAACUGCUUACCAACCUGAUUUGGAUGAACUAAGGAAAGUUUUUGAUAAGCUUGAUUCCAACAAAGAUGGGAAGAUUUCUCAGAUGGAGUACAAGGCCAUGUUGAGGGCACUAGGGCAAGGAACAAUGACUCAAGAUGUACCCAAGAUCUUUCAGUUGGCCGAUAUUGACGGAGAUGGGUUUAUCAACUUCAAGGACUUUGUGGAAGUACACAAGAGGAGCGGUGGGGUGACGAUAAUGGACAUACAGAAUGCUUUCCACACAUUCGAUCUCAACUGCGAUGGCAAAAUAAGUGCAGAGGAAGUGAUGGAAAUGUUGAGGAGGCUUGGAGAGAGUUGCAGCUUGGAAGAGUCCAGGAAAAUGGUGAAAGCAGUGGACACCAAUGGUGACGGUAUGGUCGACAUGGAUGAAUUUAUAACCAUGAUGACUCGAACUAUGAAGCUAGAUUAAAAGAGGCAUUUCAUUUCGGUUUGGGUCUGAUUGUUUCUUUAAUAUCCCAAUGUAACUUUUGAUUUCUCAGUUUAGAGAGUGAAAGGUUUGUUUGUCAAAUAACAACAAUUUGUGUGUGCUACUGUCAAAGAA